AUGUCCGGUUUUUUCUCUUUAGCCGCCAAUAGCCACCACGACCAAGGCCUGCCGCUAUCGGAGGCCAAUUACUACGUGCUCCUCUCCAAAAACGAGGAGAUCUACACCAAGGGCUUCGAGCUAUUGGGGCCCGCGGGCUUCUCCAUCGGGCCGGGCGACGAUAAUAGCCCUUUCGGAUCGGGCGGAUCAGGGUUUCGGUUUGCUGACGUGUCGGGUAGCGGGGACGGGUCGAGCUGCCGGGACUGCGGGAACCAGGCGAAGAAGGACUGCGCCCAUUUGCGGUGCCGGACCUGCUGCAAGGGCCGAGGCCUCCCCUGCCCCACCCACGUGAGGAGCACGUGGGUCCCCGCCGCCAAGCGCCGCCUGCCCGCCGGAGGCGAAAUCCCUAAGCGGCUGAGGGAUAGUCCUUCCGCUGCCGGCGCUGCGGGGUCUGAGGCGGGGCACUUUCCGGCGGAGCUAAACUCACCGGCGGUUUUCCGAUGCGUGAGGGUAAGUCCGAUGGACGAAGGCGGUGACGAACAGCUGGCUUAUCAGACGGCGGUCAAAAUCGGCGGCCAUGUUUUCAAGGGGAUUCUUUACAAUCAGGGCUCCGAAAAAAAGCUCCCUGGCGGCGGUGGAGGAGGAGGAGGAGAGAGCACCUCCGGCGGCGGAGGAUCACAACAACGGCCGCCAGCUCCGAUUUCCGGCGCCUCCGGAGGUGGUGGUAACGUGGCGCUUGACCCUUCUAUUUACUCGCCUCAGUUAAGCGGCGGGUUCAUGGGGAUACGCAAUAUUUCCUACCACCAACACAUUAACAAGUAG
Messenger RNA from Striga asiatica, 801 nucleotides. Lineage: Eukaryota; Viridiplantae; Streptophyta; Magnoliopsida; Lamiales; Orobanchaceae. The record is from the annotation of a GenBank genome assembly.